AGUGGAAGUGGAAUAUUCUCCUUUCUUACAGAUGUUUUUCAUAGUCUUCAAGAUGGUUUUCUUCAGCCUGUAUGCGGAUGAAGUGGACGUUUUAAUAGACAUCAUGGAGGACUCGCAUCACGCAGAGGUCAAAGGUCCAGGCACUGAGACCUGCCGAGCGAUCAAGCGCCAUGACUUCUUGCUAAAUGUUGGCCUGGACUUCGUGUGGGUCGUCGCAGUCGUCGUCUUUGUCGUGCUCCUGAUUGUGACGCCCUUCUGGGCCGAUCAGAGCCUGCCCAUCCAUGCGGUCUUCCCGCUGGAGCUGCACGACCCGGCCAAGCACCCGAUUGCCCACCUCGUCAUCUACGUCUGUCAGAGCUUCAGCAUGGCGUACCUCAACAUUUGGCUCGUGGCCACCGAGGGCCUGUCCAUCUCCCUCUACGCCCAGGUGACGACUGCCCUGAGUGUCCUGUGCGUGGAGCUGCAGCAGCUGCGGCACUUCUGGGGCGACAGCAGCGAGGAUCGGCUGCGACUGGAGCUGACUCGUCUGGUCAGGACUCACCAGAGUAUCAUUCUCACUGUCGAUCGCUGCAAUCAGCUGUUCCACGGACCCCUCAUCAUGCAAAUGACUGUCAACUUUCUGCUGGUCUCCCUCUCGGUCUUCGAGGCCCUGAUGGCCCGCCACGAGCCCAAGGUGGCAGCCGAGUUCAUGGUCCUGAUGAUCCUGGCCCUGGGACACCUCUCGCUCUGGUCGAAGUUCGGCGACAUGAUGUCCCAGCAGUCGCUGGAGGUCGCCCACGCCGCCUACGAGGCCUACGAUCCGAGCGUUGGCUCCAAGCGGAUCCACCGGGACAUUGGGUUCAUGGUCCGCCGCUCGCAGCGUCCGUUGAUAAUGAGGGCCAGUCCCUUUCCCGCCUUCAACCUGAGCAACUACAUGGCUGUGAGUGGCUGCGUCUCGGACGAGCUGAGGGGCUGGACUAUCCUCUCUGACGCAUAUCCUUUCAGAUCCUGAAUCAGUGCUACGGCAUCCUCACCCUCCUGCUGAAAACCCUGGACUAGAUCGGAAGAAUCUACCGUUGGAUUUCCCCUUGAAAUAAAAACAAAUUGAAUUUUUA
Drosophila pseudoobscura is the source of this 1094-nucleotide messenger RNA. Its product is annotated as odorant receptor 65a-like. Gene Ontology annotation, molecular function: odorant binding; olfactory receptor activity. Gene Ontology annotation, cellular component: plasma membrane. The record is from RefSeq and is a predicted model, not a curated record. The transcript has 2 exons. Bases 32 to 991 code for a protein of 319 amino acids. Lineage: Eukaryota; Metazoa; Arthropoda; Insecta; Diptera; Drosophilidae. Gene Ontology annotation, biological process: sensory perception of smell; detection of chemical stimulus involved in sensory perception of smell.